AAAGGGGAACAGAGUUUGAUACGAGAAAGGAGAAAGUGAAACUCGCGACUCCAUUCUGUGUCGAGGGGAAAAUAUGAAUGAUCUGGAAUAAAUUCACAGUGUAAUCUAUAUGAAUUGACAUGAACUCCAAAAUGAGAGUGUCUGGGGAACAGGAGACAAAGAAAAGUGAGAGUCUGAUUCAGGAAGAGAGAUCAGACUCACUUGAACCCAGCUGUGUGUCCACGAAAAGUGACAGCUCAAUGAAUCAUCCACCACUGCUUCAAAAGCAAGACAAGUCUAGUUCUCUGAGUCUCAUGCAGGGUAAGAGAUUGGACUCACCUGACCCCAGCUGUGUGUCCAUGAAGAGUGACACAUCAAUGAAUCAUCCACCAUUGCUCAGAGAGGGAGACAGUUCUAUUGAUAUAAGAUUCAAAAAGAGGACAAUGGAAUCAAAAAUAGUCACUAAAAAUCAAUUGGAGUCUGUAUUCAAGGAGCUGGAAAACAAAGUCAUCGCUCUGUUAAAGAAUGAGCUGAAGAGAUUUAUGAAGCUUUUGAGCGCAGAUUACCCAUCAUGCUCUGAGGAGGAGGAUGAGGAGGAUCACAUCAGUGUUAGAGAGGGAGUGCUGAAGAUUACACUGCAUGUUCUGAAGAACAUGAGCCACACAGAUCUCGCUAACACACUGCAGAACAAACUCAUCUCUGUUUACCAGCAAAAACUUAAAUCCAAACUGAGUGAGAAAUGUAAAAGAAUUAAUGAAGGAAUCUCACAGCAUGGAAGCUCAGCACUUCUGAAUGAGAUCUACACAGAGCUCUAUAUCACAGUGGGUUGGAGUGGAGACAUCAAUAAUGAACAUGAGGUGAGACAGAUUGAGACAGUGUCCAGGAGAACAGCAACACAGGAGACACCCAUCAAAUGUAAUAAUCUCUUUAAAGACAAGUCCAUCAGAAGUGUGCUGACAAAAGGAGUUGCUGGAAUUGGAAAAACAGUCUCUGUGCAGAAGUUCAUUUUGGACUGGGCUGAAGGAAAAGCAAAUCAGGACAUCACCUUCAUAUUUCCACUUCCCUUUAGAGAGCUGAAUCUGAUGAAGCAGGAAAAUCUCAGUCUGAUGAACCUUCUUUAUCAAUUUUUCCCGGAAAUAAAAGAAUUAUACUUUAUAGACUCUGAAAUUCACAAAGUCCUGGUUAUCUUUGAUGGUCUGGAUGAGUGUCGACUUCCUCUAAAUUUCCAGAACAAUGAGAGAUUGUGUGAUGUGACACAGUCAGCCUCCGUGGAUGUGCUGCUGACAAACCUCAUCAAGGGGAACCUGCUUCCCUCUGCUCUCCUCUGGAUCACUUCUCGACCAGGAGCAGCCAAUCAGAUUCCUUCUAUGUGUGUAGACCAGGUAACAGAGGUACGAGGGUUCAGUGAUCCUCAGAAAGAGGAGUACUUCAGAAAGAGGAUUGUUGAUAGGAGCCUGGCCAAUAAAAUCAUCUCACAUAUGAAGUCUUCAAGAAGCCUCUACAUCAUGUGCCACAUCCCAGUCUUCUGCUGGAUCUCAGCCACUGUUCUAGAGAGAAUGUUGGGAGAAGCAGAGAGUGGAGAGACCCCCAAGACUCUGACUCAAAUGUUCACACACCUCCUGAUCUUUCAGAUCAAACACAAGGACCAAAAGUACCAUCUGAAAUGUGACCCUGAUCCUCAGCAGACCAGAGAGAGUAUCCUGGCACUGGGAAAACUGGCUUUCCGACAGCUGGAGAAAGGAAAUCUGAUUUUCUAUGAGGAAGACCUGAGAGAGAGUGGCAUUGAUGUCAGAGAAGUGUCGGUGUACUCAGGAGUGUGUACCCAAAUCUUCAGAGAGGAGUUUAGGCUUCACCUAGGGAAGGUCUUCAGCUUUGUUCAUCUGAGUGUUCAGGAGUUUCUGGCUGCUUUAUACACAUUUCUCUCCUUCAUCAACAAACAUAUUGCAAAACAACAAACCAGUGAUCUGUCUGAUCUUUUCACCAAGACAAAAAUGUCUGAUUUCCUGAAGAGUGCAGUGGACAAGGCCUUAAAGAGUGAGAAUGGACACCUAGACCUUUUCCUCCGCUUUCUUCUGGGUCUCUCACUGGAGUCCAAUCAGACUCUCUUAGGGCACCUACUGCCCCAGACAGGAAGCAGCUCGCACAGCAAACAUGAAACAGUUGAAUACAUCAAGGAGAAGAUCAGGGAGAACCCAUCUCCAGAUAAAUCCAUCAAUCUGUUCCACUGUCUGAAUGAACUGAAUGAUUAUUCUCUAGUGCAGGAAGUACAGUGUUACCUGAACAGAGAUUACCGGUGUCUCAGUGGAGUCAGACUCUCUCCUGCUCAGUGGUCAGCUCUGGUGUUUGUGUUGCUGAACUCAGAAGAUAAUUUGGAUGUGUUUGAUUUGAGGAAAUAUAACAGAUCAGAGGAAUGUCUUCUGAGGCUUCUGCCAGUCGUCAAAGCAUCCAGAAAAGCUGAGCUUUGUUGGUGUGACCUCACAGACGAAAGCUGUAGAGCUCUGUCCUCAGUUCUCAGCUCGAACUCCUCCAGUCUGAGAGAAUUGGCCCUAAGUAACAAUAAACUGCAGGAUUCAGGAGUGAAGCUACUCUCUGAUGGACUGGAGAGUCCACACUGUACACUGAAGACACUCAGGCUGUGUGAAUGUGAUCUCACAGAGGAUUGCUGUAGAGCUCUGUCCUCAGUUCUCAGCUCAAACUCCUCCAGUCUGAAAGAACUGGACCUGAGUUACAAUAAUCUACAGGAUUUAGGAGUGAAGCUGCUCUCUGCUGGACUGGAGAAUCCACACUGUACACUGGAGACACUCAGGCUGUGUCGGUGUAAUCUGACAGAGGAAAGCUGUGGAUUUCUGUCCUCAGUUCUUAGCUCAAACUCCUCCAGUCUGAGAGAACUGGACCUGAGUGACAAUAAUCUACAGGAUUUAGGAGUAAAGCUGCUCUCUGCUGGACUGGAGAAUCCACACUGUACACUGGAGACACUGAGAUUGGUACAGUGCAGUAUUACAGGUGAAGGUUGUGCUGCUAUAGUUUUAGCUCUGAGGUCAAACCCUUCAUCACACCUAAGAGAGCUGAAUCUGAAUUACAAUCAACCAGGAGAAUCAGGAGUAAAGCAGCUCUCUGAUGUACUGAAGGAUCCACACUAUAAACUGGAGACACUAAAAUUUAAUUGAUUUUAAUUUAGAUCUGAGUCUCACACAGAGGAUGAUGAAGAUAAUCUUACGCUAUAAAGCUUUUUUAUAAACAGCUGUAAGAACUGAAAUGUCUACUACUUUGCUUUCAGUGAUAAUAAUCUGAUGGUCUACAACAUGUCAGGACUUCAUCUUCUCUAACUGUUUGUAAAAUUCACCAGCUAAGAGAAAUCAACUUUAAACGAACAGUACUGAAUCGCUUCUUGUUGACAGCUAAACCCGAACGCUGUUAAUGUACAGAUAUCAUGUGAUUUGUAAAUAGAGGUGUUUUUUUCUCAUUUACAAGUAGAAUAAGGCAACAGUUAUGUUUAAAAAACUUAAUACAUAACAUUAAAUGAUCUUAUAGUAUUAGUUUAUAACAGUAAUUUAGUCAGGGCACAAAGUUAUACAUUGUUUAUACACAAUUAUAAACAUAAAACAGUAUUAGAUUUAGCAAAUUCUAACUGUGCAAAUUUUUGUGUGCUUUUUCU
Messenger RNA from Clarias gariepinus (North African catfish), 3634 nucleotides. Its product is annotated as NACHT, LRR and PYD domains-containing protein 3-like. The record is from RefSeq and is a predicted model, not a curated record. The transcript is spliced from 12 exons. Lineage: Eukaryota; Metazoa; Chordata; Actinopteri; Siluriformes; Clariidae. The coding region runs from base 120 to 3146 and encodes 1008 amino acids. Gene Ontology annotation, molecular function: protein binding.